Molecule: messenger RNA, 2568 nt
Organism: Lottia gigantea (owl limpet)
Lineage: Eukaryota; Metazoa; Mollusca; Gastropoda; Lottiidae
Exons: 26
Coding region: 1-2568 (855 amino acids)
Biological process (GO): regulation of transcription by RNA polymerase II
Cellular component (GO): nucleus
Molecular function (GO): RNA polymerase II cis-regulatory region sequence-specific DNA binding; DNA-binding transcription repressor activity, RNA polymerase II-specific
Source: RefSeq, a predicted model, not a curated record
AUGUGUCUGGAUAACAAUAACAAAUUGUGGGAUGUCAUAUGCGAGGAGGCUGUCAUUUUGCUCCAUUGUUGGUCACCGCUUGGUAUGGGGGCUAUGGAAGAUGAGAUAUAUGGGUCAGAUGAUGAUGGUGAUUUAGAAGCAGAACUAGCAGAGUUAAUGGGGGGAGGUGGCCCAAAGAAAGUGGCACCAAAACGUAAAGGUAAUAUGGUAAAUUUAAGUAUGAUCGAUAAAUUAGCAGCUGAUACUAUGAAAUAUAUUGAUGAUGAUGUUGAUGUAUCUGAUACUGAGGACCCUGAUUUAUUGGCUGAACUACAAGAAAUAGCUGAUGAAGAUGAUGAUGAUGAACCAGCACCGAAACAAUCCAACAGAGCACCAGAUGUAGUUCCUCCUGUACAACCUAGAUCACAACCUGUACAACCAUCAUAUCAACCAACUGUACAAUCAUCAACACAUAAACCAGUACAGCCACCCCCCUCUAAUGAUAUGAUUUUCAUGCCAACAACUAGUGGAGCAACAGCAGGACAUGUUGAACCCUCUACAUCCCAUAAUACUAGUACCCCGCCUGCUAUAGAUAAAGAGACCCACCGAAUGUUGGCAUCACGAAGAGAUCAGUAUAAACAGGCAGCGUUAAAAUCUAAACAUAGUAACGACAUCGCCACGGCUACUAAAUAUGUUAAAAUAGCCAAGCAAUUUGAUAUGGUUAUAAAAGCUUUAGAAGAAGGAAAGGAGAUAGAUUUAAGUCAGAUGCCACCCCCUCCCCCACAAGAUGUAAUCAUUGAAAAAUCUGCUCCACCAUCACAACCUCCAGUACAGAGAGCAGCAAUGCAGGCAGCACCAGAAAAACCAUCAGCUGAUAAUCUACCUGAAUUACCUACUGCUACUAAAGAAGAAGAGAAAGCAAUAUUUGGAGCACCAGACGAGCCUAAAACAGUGAUGGAAGCUUUAGAACAAAGGUUAGAGAAAUAUAAAUUUACAGAAGCACAAGCUAAAAAAGAUGGUGAAAGUGGAAAGGCGAGAAGAAUGGGGAGAAUUGUUAAACAAUAUCAAGAGGCAAUCCGAGCUCAGAAAGCUGGUAGAGCUGUAGAUUAUGAAGAAUUACCAACUCCUCCAGGUUUUGCACCAAUUCCUGUGGGUAAACCAUCGCCCUCGAAAACAUCCCCACAGAAACCAGCCCCCAGCAGUACAGCUGGUAGUAGUGGGGGACCUGGGCAGCAACCAGCAGCAAGUAAACCUCCAACACAUGGUGCUGUGGGUGGGACAGCACCCUCAAAUCCUGGCCCCUCCCUACAGCCCCAGCCACCAGAUAGAUCUGUCUCGCCUCGGAAAUCAACGUCAAAUAUACAUCAUGAUAAAUCACCUGGUCAGAUAACUAACAGAGGAGAAUCUGUAAGAAAGAGUCAUUCUAAAGCUGAUCAUCAAUUAGUCUUUUUAAAAGAGAGAUACGAAGAAUUUAAAACGUGUGCUUUAAACGCCAAGAAAAAUAAUGAUUUAGAAUUAGCCAAGAAAUAUCUUAGAAUAAUGAAGGGUUUAGAGCCAAUGAUACAAGCAGCUGAAUGUGGUUUACCAGUUGACUUAUCUCAGGUACCGAAAUCACCGAACAUGCCUGACUCUGAUGACAAGUUUACGAUCGUGUCACCAGAAGACUGUGUACCUACAGGAGACAGGACAGAAGUUUAUCAGAAAUUGGAAGAAAAUCUUAUACAACAGAUUCGGACGUGUGUAACAAAUGGUCAACAUUAUACUAAACUAGAUUAUGAAGAGAAGAAGCUAGAUACGUAUGUUACAUACGACUUUCCUUUUCCUACAGAACAGAGUCAAACAGAUCAUUCUGAAACUUUUAAAGGUAGUAUCAACCCAGAAUAUCAAGAACAUUUUCGAAUCCAGAUAGCCAGAAAAUCUCGGUCGUUUAUUCGAGUUAUAGAAAGAAAAUCUAUCAAGUUAGAUGUUUACUAUAAACGGGGUUUUUUUAAAAGUGAGAAGUUAUUAGGAAGUAUUAAUAUUAAAUUACAACCAUUAGAAAGUAAAUGUGAAAUACAUGACAGUUAUGAUUUAAUGGAUGGAAGAAAAUCAGUUGGAGGGAAAUUAGAAGUUAAAAUGAGAAUUCGAGAUCCUGUUAAAAGUAAACAAGUUGAAGAAGUGAAAGAGAAAUGGCUGAUAAUUGACCAGUUUUUAAGAACGGCUGCCUCCAAGAGUCAUGUACAAGCACCAAAACCAAAGAAUGAAGGUUCAACAAGUAUGGAAGUUUUAAAAUUUGAAAAACAACAGCUAGAUAAACAGAUUGAAGCUUUAAAAGACAGUUUAACAGAACUACAAACUCAGACUUUAAAACAGAAGAGUUCGUUGUUACUAGAAAAAGUUGAAUUACAACAGAAAUAUUUACGUGAAGGUGGAAAGGGUGCUAUUAAAGAAUACUUGUUACUGUUACAAAAAGAAAUCCCAGCAUUUUCUCAGGAAGCUGUUCAACUGACGAAAGUUGGUGAAAUUCAGAAAGCUCAGACUAUGUUAAUGAAGAAGAAAUUGGCUGAAAAAGAGCUGACAGUCUUUAAAUCUAAAUUCCCAGAUAUCUAG